UCAAAUAGUAACUGAACUUCGCAGUUCACUUGAUCCUGAAUACGUUGAAGCUCUUGUCGUACUCAAAGAAGCUUAUAUUAAUAAAAUGUGGCCAACUGUGGCACGAAACGAAUAA
Adineta ricciae is the source of this 115-nucleotide messenger RNA. The record is from the annotation of a GenBank genome assembly. NCBI's taxonomy places the organism in Eukaryota, Metazoa, Rotifera, Eurotatoria, Adinetida, Adinetidae.